Colossoma macropomum (tambaqui) is the source of this 941-nucleotide messenger RNA. RefSeq names its product regulating synaptic membrane exocytosis 3 (gene rims3). Gene Ontology annotation, cellular component: presynaptic membrane; cytoskeleton of presynaptic active zone. The record is from RefSeq and is a predicted model, not a curated record. The transcript is spliced from 8 exons. Gene Ontology annotation, molecular function: transmembrane transporter binding; small GTPase binding. NCBI's taxonomy places the organism in Eukaryota, Metazoa, Chordata, Actinopteri, Characiformes, Serrasalmidae. Gene Ontology annotation, biological process: regulation of synaptic plasticity; calcium ion-regulated exocytosis of neurotransmitter; positive regulation of synaptic transmission. Bases 1 to 894 code for a protein of 297 amino acids.
AUGUACCCGGAGGAAAGUGCCAACCGCCAGAUCUGUUACAACACGGAUUAUGAUGUCUCUGUGGAGAGCGGCGAGGCUUUGAAGGCUGCCAGAUCAGGGCAUUAUCCCGCUCUGAUCCAGGAGGCGAUUAUGGAGCCAUCUCGCUCUGCUAUAGCGCACACGCACCCUACAUCACCUUCAGGAUAUGGUGCAACGAAGAAGCUCCGCAGCACCAUCAGGAGGAGCACGGAGACGGGCAUCGCCGUGGAGAUGAGAAACCGCGUCACGCGGCAGGGCAGCAAGGAGUCGACGGACGGCAGCACCAACAGUAACAGCUCAGAUGGAACGUUCAUCUUCCCCACCACUCGUCUGGGCCCUGAGAGCCAGUUCAGUGAUUUCCUGGAUGGCCUCGGUCCUGCACAGAUAGUGGGGCGUCAGACAUUAGCCACACCUCCUAUGGGAGAUGUCCACAUUGGAGUAGUGGACAGAGGUGGUCAAAUCGAGGUGGAGAUCACCCAGGCUAGGGGCUUAACCCCUAAACCAGGCUCCAAAAACAUUCCAGCAACCUAUGUGAAGGUGUAUGUUCUGGAGAAUGGAGCGUGUCUGUCCAAGAAGAAGACCAAAGUGGUGAAGAAAACUCUGGACCCGACCUACCAGCAAAACCUGCUGUUUGACGAGAGCCCCCAGGGCAAAGUGCUGCAGGUGAUCGUGUGGGGUGAUUACGGCCGCAUGGACACCAAGUGCUUCAUGGGAAUGGCCCAGAUCCUCCUGGACGAGCUGGACCUGACAUCCAUGGUCAGCGGCUGGUACAAGCUCUUCCCCACCUCCUCACUGGCUGACCCCAGCAUCGGCCCGCUGACCAGACGCCUCUCGCAGUCGUCUCUGGAGAGCGCCACCAGCCCGUCCUGCACCUAGAGAUGACCUCGGCCCCGGCCAGGCCAUCCUCCGAGUCUUCUCUCCGU